Gilbertella persicaria is the source of this 2591-nucleotide messenger RNA. RefSeq names its product P-loop containing nucleoside triphosphate hydrolase protein. Gene Ontology annotation, cellular component: mitochondrion. Bases 355 to 2487 code for a protein of 710 amino acids. Gene Ontology annotation, molecular function: GTPase activity; translation elongation factor activity; GTP binding. Gene Ontology annotation, biological process: mitochondrial translation; ribosome disassembly. The transcript is spliced from 3 exons. The record is from RefSeq and is a predicted model, not a curated record. Lineage: Eukaryota; Fungi; Mucoromycota; Mucoromycetes; Mucorales; Choanephoraceae.
AAUUUUUUUUCUUCUUAUGUUGAGGUUGAUACAGAAACAUUAUCCGUGUCAACGCACAACGGUUCUAUUGAGAUCAACUCGCAUUUGUGCUUACAGAACCUAUGUCACUGAUAGAGAUUUCACUAUACCCAAAACACGUAAUAUUGGUAUUAUUGCCCAUAUCGAUGCAGGUAAAAUAGAUAGAUCCGAAGGCAUGGUAUUUAUUGACUUUACUACCUAGGUAAAACAACCACGACAGAACGUAUGUUGUAUUAUGCAGGUGUAACAAAACGUAUUGGAGGUAAAACAAAAAAAAACAAAAAAAGAUGAUGCAAUGUUGAUCACUACUUAGACAUUGAUGAUGGAGAUACAGUAAUGGACUACCUUGCAGCAGAAAGAGAACGAGGCAUCACGAUCAACAGUGCCGCCAUCACAUUUGGCUGGCAAGGCCAUCGCAUCAACUUGAUUGACACACCCGGUCAUGUUGAUUUCACCAUGGAAGUCGAACGUGCUGUCCGUGUCUUGGACGGCGCCGUCACCAUCCUGGACGGUGUGGCGGGUGUGGAAGCUCAGACAGAAACCGUAUGGAAACAAGCCGAUCGGUACUCGAUUCCACGUAUUGCAUUUAUCAACAAACUGGAUCGUACAGGUGCUGCAUUCGGCAGGACUGUGCGUGAGAUCUGGAAAAAGCUGCGUGCUCGACCUUUGGUACUUCAACUACCUGUGAUGCAUGACGAGAGCAUGGAUCCAAAGGGACUCAAGGCCGUGGUGGAUAUUGUGACGAUGGAACUGAUCCAAUGGGACAGUCAACAUGCGGACGGAUCUGUGUUUCAACGUGUGCCUCUGCAUCCAUCGACAGUUGAUCAAGAUGCGAUGGAUGAAGCUGUCAGGGCAAGAACCGCCUUAGUAGAAGCAUUGGCUGACAUGGACGAUGCGAUUGUAGAAGCCUUUUUUGACGAAGCGGACGGUGAUCAUAUGCUUGUAAAGCCUGAGGCUAUCCAAGCAGCCAUUCGACGCGUGACGCUCGAAAACAAGGCUGUGCCUGUGUUGUGUGGUGCUGCCUUUAAGAAUUUGGGAGUCCAGCCCCUCUUGAACGCUGUGAUUGAUUAUCUCCCAAGUCCCUUAGACCGACCUUCUGCUUUAGUGACGUACAGUAGCGGCAAGACAGCCCUUGUGCCUUUGCAUGACAAUCAUCUAUGCGCAUUAGCCUUCAAAGUCGUUCAUGAUGCUCGACGAGGUCCUAUGGUGUAUGUCAAGGUCUAUUCUGGCAAACUCAACACACGUAUGACAUUAUUCAAUACCACCACAAGAGCAAAAGAACGAGUCAACAAACUACUUCAGAUGUAUGCUAAAGAUGUUGAGGAAAUUCCCUCCAUUCAUGCAGGUAACAUUGGUGUGAUUGUGGGUCUGAAGGACACACGUACAGGCGACACACUCGUUCAAUCGAACGAUACGCAGGCGAUUAAAAAGGGACUUCAGUUGGGCAACAUUGAUGUGCCUAGUCCUGCCUUUUUCUCGGCUGUGGAGCCUGCUUCUGUCUCUGAAGAAGAAGCGGUGCACAAUGCACUUCAGAACCUUGUCCGUGAAGACCCUUCUCUCAAGGUAUGGACAGAUGAAGAAAGUGGUCAACUUUUAGUGAGUGGUAUGGGUGAACUUCAUUUGGAAAUCGUCAAGGAUCGCUUGUUGAAUGACUUUAAAGUCAAGGCAGACAUGGGCAAGAUGCGCAUUAGUUAUCGAGAAACAUGUCAAUCAGCCUCUGAUGCUUUUUCAGAAUACGAUCGAGACGUGUUGGGUAAAAAAGCAAGAGCUGCUUGUCGAAUUGCAUUGUCUCCUUUGGAGGACAGUCCUUUAGAAGAAGGAUGGGUGGCUGAUUCAGGCAACUAUUUGGCUGCUGAUGUUACUCUUGAUGAUGAUGCGUCCACAGACACACCACUCCAUCCAGAAGAUGUUAAGCAAGCUGUUCAGAAUGGCCUAAUGGCUGGUCUUGCUCGAGGUGCUGUUUUGGGUUUCCCUCUGACAAAACUCAAAAUCAAGGCCUAUGAUCUGCAGACGUUUGGUCAAGAAUCCACCUUGGGUGCUAUUUCAGCCUGUGUUUCGAAUGGUGUCUAUGAAGCUGUUCAAAAGGCAGAUCCUUGUCUCUUAGAACCUAUGAUGGAAGUGUAUACACAAGUCAAUGAAAAGCAUAUUGGUACUGUCGUGAGUGACUUGAGUGGUACACGUCGAGGUCAUGUGAUUGGCUUAGAGUCAUCGAUAGAAGAAGAAACAGGCACAGAGGCCAUAGAAGUGUAUGCACCCAAGGAUUCACUGCUUGUUCACCAGGAUAUUGAUGGAUAUCAACCCAAGCAAGUGAUCAAAGCACAUGUGCCACUAAGUUCUAUGCUUGGUUAUUCCAGUGCACUUCGUAGUCUGACAGGCGGGAGUGGUUCUUUCUCUAUGCGUGUCAUUGGAUAUGGUGAAAUGAGUAAAGACAGAGAAAAGACUGUUGUGUCUGAAAUGAAAGGAUGGUAAAAUAAACAGAUAAUUAAGGACAAACAACUCGUUUAUGAGUCGUUUUGAUUGGAUAACAUGCAUGAGGUCAAUUGUCAAAAAGAACAACAAGUGGUGUAGGUGUA